UUGUUUCUGUCGGACCUUUUAUACAGACGGAAUAACCGGACGUGCUGCCUCAUAAAAAUGUCCGUCGAUGAUUCAAAGUUGAUUUUGGAGGAACAGAACAAGACAAAUGGAAACAGACUUCAGCCCUUUGCUCAGAUUAAUGAGGUUCACCCAAAACCAGGAGGGGCCCACAAACGGUACAAGUCUUACCAGCAUGGAAAAACUUUCAGCCAGUUAUCUCAUAUAAAACACCACCAGCUCAUCCAUGAUGAGGAAAAACCACACACCAGUGACCAGUGUGGCAGUGCUUUUAGUCAGUCAUCUAAUCUAAAACAUCUUAUUGACAGUGAGAAAAAAGCAUUCACCUGUGACCAAUGUGGGAAAUAUUUUAGCCGAAUCUAUACCCUGCAAAAUCACCAACGCAUCCACAGUGGAGAGAAACCAUACACCUGUGACCAGUGUGAGAAAUCUUUCAGCCAGAUAAAUACCCUGAAAAUUCACCAACGCAUCCACAGUGGAGAGAAACCGUACACCUGUGACCAGUGUGGGAAAUCUUUCAGCCAGUUUUCGAGCCUACAACAACACCAGCGCAUCCACAGCGGAGAGAAACCAUAUAUCUGUGACCAAUGUGGAGAACCUUUCUGCCAUUUAUCAAGCCUACAAAUACACAAACUCCUCCACAGUGGAGAGAAACCGUACAUCUGUGAACAAUGUGGAAGAACUUUCGGCCAGUCGUCAACCUUAAAAACACACCAACGCAUCCACAGUGGAGAGAAACCAUACACCUGUGACCAAUGUGGGAAAUCUUUCAGCCAGUUAUCUACCCUACAACAACACCAACGCAUCCACACUGGAGAGAAACCAUACACCUGUGACCAAUGUGGGAAAUAUUUCAGCCGGUUAUAUACCUUGCAAAAUCAUCAACGCAUCCACAGUGGAGAGAAACCGUACCCCUGUGACCAAUGUGGGAAAUCUUUCAGCCAGUUAAAUACCCUGCAAAUUCACCAACGCAUCCACAGUGGAGAGAAACCAUACACCUGUGACCAAUGUGGGAAAUCUUUCAGCCAGUUAUCGAGCCUAAAACAGCACCAACGCAUUCACAGUGGAGAGAAACCGUACACCUGUGACCGAUGUGAGGAAUCUUUCUGCCAUUUAUCGAGCCUACAAAUGCACAAACUCAUCCACAGUGGGCAGAAACCAUACAUCUGUGACCAGUGUGGAAGAACUUUCAGCCAGUUAUCAACCUUAAAAACACACCAACACAUCCACAGUGGAGAGAAACCAUACACCUGUGACCAGUGUGGGAAAUCUUUCAGUCAGUCGUCUGCCCGACAAAAACACCAACGCAUUCACAGUGAAAAUAAAGUUUACACCUGUGAAGAAUGUCAGAAGAGUUUCAGCCGCAUGAAGUGGUACUUAAAACACAAACAGAUCCAUAUGGGAGACAAACCAUAGUGGUCAAAUCAAAUCACUUUUAUUUAUAUAGCGCCAAAUCACAACAAACAGUUGCCCCAAGGCGCUUUAUAUUGUAAGGCAAGGCCAUACAAUAAUUACGGAAAAACCCCA
Thalassophryne amazonica is the source of this 1545-nucleotide messenger RNA. Its product is annotated as zinc finger protein 501-like. The transcript is spliced from 2 exons. Lineage: Eukaryota; Metazoa; Chordata; Actinopteri; Batrachoidiformes; Batrachoididae. The record is from RefSeq and is a predicted model, not a curated record. Bases 58 to 1434 code for a protein of 458 amino acids.